AAUCUCGCGUGAAGUAAAGCAGUUUUGUGAAGUCUCGCGGUUCUGUGAUAAUACGUCGGGCAUCUUAGUGACCAAAAUAAGACUGAUAACUUUGCGUAAGCGUCCAAUAACUUGACAUUCUGUUGUCCUUUAAACAGUUCACAGCCGCAGCAUGUCUGACAGCGAGGACAGUGAUUUCUCCGACAACCAGAGCGAGCGCAGCAGUGACGGAGAGGCCGAGGAGGCGGAGGAGAAUGAGGAGGAGACGGGCAGCCCUGUGGGCAGCGACAAAGUAGCAGAGGAGGAAGGGGAGGACCUGGAUGAUGAGGAUGAUUAUGAUGAAGAGGAGGAAGAGGACGAGGAUGAUGAGCGCCCCAGGAAGAAGCCAAAGCACGGAGGGUUCAUCCUGGAUGAAGCUGAUGUGGACGAUGAGGAUGAUGAAGACGAUCAUUGGGCGGAUGAAGGUGAAGACAUUCUGGAGAAAGCUAACGAAGAGGCUGAAGUGUCCAACUUGGACCGCGUGGUUCUGGAAGAUGAUCAUUCUGGAUCCAGACGGCUGCAGAACCUCUGGAGGGACUCCAGAGAAGAGGCGCUGGGAGAAUACUACAUGAGGAAGUAUGCCAAGUCCUCAGCCGGAGAGCAUUACUAUGGCGGCACCGAGGAGCUUUCUGAUGACAUCACCCAGCAGCAGCUGCUUCCUGGUGUCAAAGAUCCCAACCUGUGGACGGUCAAGUGCAAGAUCGGAGAGGAGAGGGCGACCGCCAUCGCUCUGAUGAGGAAGUUCAUCGCCUACCAGUUCACCGACACACCGCUGCAGAUCAAGUCGGUGGUGGCGCCCGAUCACGUCAAAGGCUACAUCUACGUGGAGUCCUACAAGCAGACGCACGUCAAGGCGGCCAUCGAGGGCAUCGGCAACCUGAGGAUGGGCUUCUGGAACCAGCAGAUGGUUCCCAUCAAAGAGAUGACGGACGUCCUGAAGGUGGUCAAGGAGGUCACCAACCUGAAGCCCAAGUCCUGGGUCCGUCUGAAGAGAGGCCUGUACAAGGACGACAUCGCCCAGGUGGACUACGUGGAGCCCAGUCAGAACACCAUCUCCCUGAAGAUGAUUCCUCGGAUAGACCUGGACCGCAUCAAGGCCAAGAUGAGCCUGAAAGACUGGUUUGCAAAGAGGAAGAAGUUCAAGAGGCCUGCUCAGAGGCUGUUUGAUGCUGAGAAGAUCAGGUCUCUGGGGGGCGAGGUCAGCCACGACGGAGACUUCAUGAUCUUUGAGGGCAACCGUUACAGCCGCAAAGGAUUCCUGUUCAAGAGCUUCGCCAUGUCAGCUGUGAUCACCGACGGCGUGAAGCCCACGCUCUCAGAGCUGGAGAAGUUCGAGGACCAGCCGGAGGGGAUCGACCUGGAGGUGGUCACGGAGUCGGGUAAGGAGCGAGAGCACAACCUGCAGGCCGGAGACAACGUGGAGGUCUGCGAGGGAGAGCUGAUCAACCUGCAGGGCAAGAUCCUGAGCGUGGACGGCAACAAGAUCACCAUCCUGCCCAAACACGAAGACCUGAAGGAUCCUCUGGAGUUCCCGGCUCACGAGCUCAAGAAGUAUUUCCGGAUGGGCGACCACGUGAAGGUGAUCGCCGGCCGUUACGAGGGCGACACCGGCCUGAUCGUCCGAGUGGAGGAGAACUUUGUCAUCCUGUUCUCUGACCUCACCAUGCAUGAGCUGAAGGUUCUGCCCAGAGACCUGCAGCUCUGCUCUGAGACCGCGUCCGGCGUUGACGCUGGCGGGCAGCACGAGUGGGGCGAGCUGGUCCAGCUGGACCCGCAGACGGUCGGCGUCAUCGUCCGCCUGGAGAGAGAAACCUUCCAGGUGCUCAACAUGCACGGGAAGGUGAUGACAGUUCGCCACCAGGCGGUCAACCGCAGGAAGGACAACCGCUUUGCCGUGGCUCUGGACUCCGAACAGAACAACAUUCACGUCAAGGACAUCGUCAAGGUCAUUGACGGGCCGCACUCGGGCCGUGAAGGAGAGAUCCGCCACCUCUUCCGGGGCUUCGCCUUCCUUCACUGCAAGAAGCUGGUGGAGAACGGAGGCAUGUUCGUCUGCAAGACCCGGCACCUGGUUCUGGCCGGAGGCUCCAAGCCCAGAGACGUGACCAACUUCACGGUGGGGGGCUUUGCUCCCAUGAGUCCCCGCAUCAGCAGCCCCAUGCACCACGGCGGCGGAGGAGCUCAGCAGAGGGGAGGUGGCGGGGGAGGAAUGGGGCGGGGCCGAGGGCGGCGAGACAACGAGCUGAUUGGUCAGACGGUUCGCAUCUGCCAGGGCCCCUACAAAGGUUACAUUGGCGUGGUGAAGGACGCCACGGAGUCCACGGCCCGGGUGGAGCUGCACUCCACCUGCCAGACCAUCUCUGUGGACCGACAGCGGUUGGCCACCAUGGGAGCCAAGAGGCACAGCGGGAUGACCUCCACCCACGGGCGCACCCCUAUUUACGGCUCCCAGACCCCCGUGUACGGCUCCGGCUCCAGGACCCCCAUGUACGGAUCCCAGACCCCCCUGCAUGACGGAAGCCGCACGCCCCACUACGGCUCCCAGACCCCACUGCACGAUGGCAGCAGGACGCCAGGGCAGAGCGGAGCCUGGGACCCCAGCAACCCCAACACCCCCUCCAGGAACGAUGAGGAGUACGACUUUGGCUUCGACGACGAGCCCUCCCCCUCCCCCCAGGGCUAUGGAGGCACCCCCAACCCGCAGACCCCUGGUUACCCCGAAGUCCCUUCCCCUCAGGUCAACCCUCAGUACAACCCCCAGACCCCUGGCACACCCGCCAUGUACAACACAGAGCAGUACUCGCCGUACGCCGCCCCUUCCCCUCAGGGCUCCUACCAGCCCAGCCCCAGCCCUCAGAGCUACCACCAGGUGGUGCCGUCGCCCGUCGGAUACCAAAACACGCACUCUCCGGCCAGCUACCACCCCACCCCCUCCCCCAUGGCGUACCAGGCCAGUCCCAGCCCCAGCCCUGUUGGUUACAGUCCCAUGACGCCCGGAGCGCCAUCCCCUGGGGGCUACAACCCCCACACCCCCGGCUCCAACAUCGAGCAGGGCAGCAGCGACUGGGUGACCACCGACAUCCUGGUCCGGGUCAAAGACUCCUUCAUGGACCUGAUGGGACAGAUGGGAGUCAUCAGGAGCGUCUCGGGGGCCAUGUGCUCCGUCUUCAUGCAGGAGUCUGAGAAGGUGGUGAGCAUCAGCAGCGAUCAGCUGGAGCCCGUCACCCCCACCAAGAACAACAAGGUGAAGGUGAUCCUGGGGGAGGACCGCGAGGCGACGGGGAUCCUGCUGAGCAUCGACGGAGACGACGGAAUCGUGCGCAUGGAGCUGGACGACCAGCUGAAGAUCCUGAACCUGAGGUUCCUGGGGCGCCUGGAGCACUGAGCGGCGCCGCCUCCUUCCUUUUUUUACUGUUUUAGUGCUUCUGUUUGUCGGUUCGAGUCCCUGUUUUCUGGAGGUAGGAAGCAAAGUGUGUCAAUAAACUGAAUCAACGGG
Molecule: messenger RNA, 3514 nt
Organism: Oryzias latipes (Japanese medaka)
Lineage: Eukaryota; Metazoa; Chordata; Actinopteri; Beloniformes; Adrianichthyidae
Source: RefSeq, a predicted model, not a curated record